GAACGCAGAUAAGAUCAACCCAACGUACAACCUCGGAACUCUCACACACGGGCCAUAUUGGAAGUACUAUGAUCGUGCUCUUGGAAGGCAUUGCCCCUAAUCAGCAGACUGUUGUGAGAGUAACUAUUGGGAAGAGCCAAGGACUCUACUCUAGCCUUUCUCGCAAAACCAAAGACAAAAAUUCCGCUCUCAUCACCAUUGGCGAAGUUCAUGUUGACAUUCCUCAGCAUCCUGUGAUUCUGCAUGACAUGAUGACCCGUGGAACCAAGCAGCUCUCAAGUACUUUGAUGGAACUGCGUGUUGCUCGUCCAAGUGCCCGGUUAAGCCGAGGAGCCACAGUUGACGAGCCUGAUGUGACAGCUUCCCCACGGCCACCACAAGAACCUCCAGGUCCUCAGGAACCAUCUCCUCCAGAUUCAUUGCUGCAUCCACUUGUGAUACAGUUCUCUAUUCUACUUCAGAGUCUUAGUAUCCAAGCAGCUUUGUUACCAUCUCUUCAGGCACAGUAUCGAAUGGAACAAGUCUCUAGUUUAGGAAUAACUGGUUCAAAGGCCAAGUUCACUGUACAUCUCCCCACACACCACCUGUCAUUUUCAACAAGGCUGCAGGGAUUGCCAAGUGAAACUCAUCUACCAUCAUCAGCCAGUAUCCAGCUACCACAAGUACAUGUUGAGGCAGAGUUUAUUCAGGAUGAUGACAGGCAUAGUGACCAACAUGCAGCAGCAGAUGGGAUGGUGUUACGUGAGGGAAGCUACCUCAGUGCUGUAGCAGAGAUUGGUGCCCUGGAGCACAGCCUGACCACAGACCUACUGAAUCACCUGGUCUUUGUGCAGAAAGUGUUUAUGAAGGAAGUUAAUGAAGUUGUGCAGAAAAUGGCUGGAGGAGACAAACCAGUGCCUCUGUGGACUGAGGAGGGACCAAGCCAUGUUACACAACCUCGUCGCUUGCUCUUCACCCUGCAGCUGCGACUGAAAGGUAUUAUCAUCACAGCCACAACUCCAACCCAGUCUGCUGUGAGGUUAGAAACAGGGGUUGUUGAAUUGCAGCUGAGCAAUCGAGUGGAGAACAUUAGCCGUCCGAGCCAUACAUUCUCUGACCCAUCACAGCCAAUGAAGAUUUUUGGAAAGGCUCAGGUGGACAUCAAUUUAGCCCUGGGCCAACUCCUAAGGAAUGACAUGUUUGAAGAAGCUGAACCAGAGUUCCAACAGCUGGCAUUCUUCCGCACCAGAAUUUAUUUAAGGAAUGCUCUCUAUAAUGAGAUGAUGAGCGUAGGUGACGAUGGUGAAGUUGUGCUCAUUACCCUCACUCGACCUCUAGUCUGUGUUCAGCCUCUAGCUGUGGACAGGGCUGUCCUUGUUUGGCUGAACUACAAGAAUGCUUAUGAAUAUUGGAGUGAACAACGGGCUUCUCUAAAUAAGGAGGUAUUGACAGCCACACAGCAGGUCUUUGAGAAAGUUCCACAGUUUUCCUCCCUCUCGUCAGCAGCACACAUAAAGAACAAUGUGUAUCUACAGCUGACAGUAGAUGACAUUGGUAUAUGCCUUCCACUCAACCCAUGUCGCACUGUAAGCCAUCAAGUUGAUUCAACAGAGACACGAGAUGCUCUCGUGGUGACACUUGAAAGCACCAUAAUAUCUGCCUGUAACUCUGGCUCUUUGGUAUGUAAGGCUCGCUUCAAAGGAUUCUGUAUGCGGUUUGCACCAGAGUUUGAGACAAGCCUUGAUGAUUGGAAACCUGAUUUCAAGGAUCCAACAAUCAACUUGUGCACUGUAUCUGAGGGCACAUAUGAAGUGUGCAGCCGCACUGUUGCUGGACACCCAGAAAAAGCAGAGAAUGCUAAGUGGCUUCUGAAUGUCAUGUGGCAGAUGGAAGGAGUUGACCUUCAUCUAGAUGUCAACAUAGGGAAGCAUUUGAGUGCUUUGGCUCGCACGCUAACCAUGUUGACAGGUGCCCCAGAUACAGCCAUACCCCAGUCUAGUUAUGAUUCUGAUGAUGAUGAUGACCACACUGACCAUUCUUCGUCACAGCAAGAAUCAGCUUCAGGAAGAAGGCAGAUAGCACUUAAUGAAAGCCUCCCAGCUUUCAUAUUUGACCCUAACCUUGAUGCCAGGCAGCGAGCCAAGCUUCUGGAGAUAGAAAUGAAUGAACAAGCAAAGACAGUCAAUGACCUGAAGAUGUUAGGUGCAUCAGCCUCUACGAUCGAGCAAGAAAUGCGACGCCUGCAGGAUCUGGAAGCAGUCGUCUUCCAUGAUUUCCGUCGCGAUGUGAUCAAGAAGUUACGGAGACAGAGUGUAAAGGCAACUUCAAUGAAGGACCGUCUUGGCCUGGGCCCCAAGUCUCAUCUCAGGUCCAAGAGCUUUAAGGUUCCCUCACCAACCAUAGAGGUCAAGGAACCUGUGCAUUGUGGAAGUCGGGGGAGCAUUGACCAAGCUUCCAUUAGUGUAGACAGCUCACCCUGCCACACUGCUUCCACUAAUGACCCUGCUGCUCAGAAAGUAAAAUUUGUUGAAGGAUCGACUAUCGGGCGGCACUUGUCAUUCACAAGUGGCUCAUCAGACUCUUACCCCACGGAUGAAAUUGACAACUCUGAUGUGUUCCUGUCAACACCAGGGCAUGGUAGAACCCCAACCCCUACAAAUGUAUCUGAUACAGAAACAGAAACUAUCACUAUCACAAAUUUCAGCAGUGACAAUGUAGGCAGCAUGGAGAGCAAGAGCUGUGGAGGUCUGAGUGCACUGGUGACCAUGCUAGAUCAGGAAGGAGGACAGAAUGCAGAAGUGGGUGAAGGGAGAGGCAUCACCCAUGAUGAGGGUGGUGGCACCGGCAGCACUCCGGGAACUGGUACAGCACCCUUGUCUGGUCAUUCAAGCAGUCACAGCUCAGGCCCUAUUACUCCAGGUGGGCUAGGAUCAAGUAGUUCAGGCACUGUUAAACCACAGGACCCAAGUAUAGACCUGGAUUGGAUAGAACUCAAGGAAAAAAGCCCCUCUAAAAGGCUUAGCUUCGCGCACGCCCCCUUCACCCUCGGGAUUAGACACACCCAACAACUAUUUCGCACGCGCGCCACUAUAUCUGAGACUUCCAGGAAGUCCUGGCCCACUCAAUUCCCGGCCAUAAAAGAAUGCAAGGCCGGCAUCCGCACACGAAUCCAUAUCUCCCCUCAAACAAAUUCUUCGGCCGCGUGCUCCUCCUCCACCAUCACUUUCAGUACUCAGCUCGACACAGUGUAUCUAAUUCCUGGCGACUCGCAGAUCGCUGAAGCCGUUCCCUUUGACACCAUGCUUCUUGAUACUCGGUUCCCUAUAUCUGUUCUUAAUCUCUCUUCGCUAGCCUUCUCAGUGCACACUGGCCCCGACUGCAAUGUCACACCCAGUAGGACAGUCGUGGACCCGGCCUCACGUGAGAAGGCGUGCCAGCCCGUGUGGCUGUCCACGACUGGCCCCGUAGCACGGUCGUGCUGGGCACCCAAGGUGACAGUACAUUCAAGGAAAAAGUCUGUUGGGACAAGUGGCAUGAAGAGGCUUCUCUCCUUACAUGCCUUACCUUACAGAGUAUCACAAGAGCCGGACCAACUGUGA
Messenger RNA from Penaeus vannamei (Pacific white shrimp), 3578 nucleotides. NCBI's taxonomy places the organism in Eukaryota, Metazoa, Arthropoda, Malacostraca, Decapoda, Penaeidae. The record is from RefSeq and is a predicted model, not a curated record.